This is a messenger RNA of Drosophila willistoni, 5104 nucleotides long. RefSeq names its product furin-like protease 1 (gene Fur1). NCBI's taxonomy places the organism in Eukaryota, Metazoa, Arthropoda, Insecta, Diptera, Drosophilidae. The coding region runs from base 1 to 4662 and encodes 1553 amino acids. Gene Ontology annotation, cellular component: Golgi membrane; trans-Golgi network. Gene Ontology annotation, biological process: peptide hormone processing. Gene Ontology annotation, molecular function: serine-type endopeptidase activity. The record is from RefSeq and is a predicted model, not a curated record. The transcript has 11 exons.
AUGAAAAACGACGUCGUGCGAUGGAGCAGGCAGCCAACAGCAACAACAAUACCAACAACAGCAGCAACAGCAACUAGCAACAGAAAUAUAUGCAAGAGCAGCAACAACAAGCAACAUAAAAGUCAACGAAAUUUGUGGCAACAUGUUGCCAAAACAAAUUGUCAACAGCAACAUAAUGAGAUGUCAACAUAUGAGCAACAGCAACAACAACAAACAAUCAUUAAAUGUGAUAUAAGAAAAAAUUUCAAUUUCAAUUGCAAUUUAUUUAAAACUAGUUUUUUAACGCAAAGCAGCAGCCACAGCAGCAGCGGCAAUCGCAGCCGCAGCCGCAGCAGCAACAGCAGACAUUUAAAAAUAACGCCAGCAACAACAACAACAACAACAAUAACAACGCGAACGCGAACACCAACGGCUGCAGUGUUGCUGCUAAUCUUGCAAUUUAGUGCCGUAGUUUUUUUAUGUAAUUUUAAUGUCGGUUUCGUGGCCGGAAGUGUGUCAUCACCAGCAGCAUCAUCAUUCAAACUGGAGGUCGGCCAAUCGCAGUCGUCGUCGUCGUCAUCGUCAUCAUCAUCUUCCUCCCCGGUAUUGCCACCCUAUGUGCUUGAUUAUGAGACGGGCAGUGGCAACGCCAAGCUGACUCCCAGCAAUACGCGUAAUGGCAACACAGCGGGCCACUAUACACACACCUGGGCCGUUCAUAUACCAAAUGGUGAUAAUGGCAUAGCCGAUGCAGUGGCCAAAGAUCAUGGUUUCGUCAAUUUGGGCAAGAUCUUCGAUGAUCAUUAUCACUUUGCCCAUCACAAGGUAUCGAAGCGUUCCCUCUCACCUGCCACACAUCAUCAGACGCGUCUGGAUUUCGAUGAGCGCGUCCAUUGGGCCCAGCAGCAGAAAGCCAAAUCCCGGAGCAAGCGAGAUUUCAUCCGAAUGCGACCAUCGCGCACCUCAUCGCGGACCUUGGUGGAUGUGAUGGGGUUUGAUGAUGCCAAAUGGCCGCAAAUGUGGUACUUGAAUCGUGGUCCUGGACUUGAUAUGAAUGUGAUACGUGCCUGGAAGCAAGGCAUUACGGGCAAAGGUGUCGUUGUCACCAUUCUCGACGAUGGACUGGAAUCCGAUCAUCCCGAUAUAGAACAGAAUUAUGAUCCGAAAGCUUCGUAUGAUGUGAAUAGCCAUGAUGAUGAUCCUAUGCCGCACUACGAUAUGACUGACUCGAAUCGACAUGGCACACGUUGCGCCGGAGAAGUGGCCGCCACAGCCAACAAUUCGUUCUGUGCGGUGGGCAUUGCCUAUGAAGCCAGUGUGGGCGGUGUGCGGAUGCUGGACGGUGAUGUCACCGAUGCUGUGGAGGCGCGUUCGCUCUCGCUCAAUCCGCAGCACAUCGACAUCUACAGUGCCUCGUGGGGACCCGAUGACGAUGGCAAGACAGUGGAUGGUCCUGGGGAAUUGGCCUCGCGAGCCUUCAUCGAAGGCACGACAAAGGGACGUGGCGGCAAGGGAAGCAUCUUCAUUUGGGCCUCUGGCAAUGGCGGCCGGGAGCAGGAUAAUUGCAAUUGUGAUGGGUAUACAAAUUCGAUUUGGACUCUAUCGAUAUCCAGUGCCACCGAGGAGGGUCAUGUGCCAUGGUAUUCGGAGAAAUGCAGCUCCACGCUAGCCACCACCUACAGCAGCGGCGGGCAGAGCGAGAAGCAGGUGGUCACCACAGACUUGCAUCAUUCGUGCACCGUCUCGCACACGGGCACCUCGGCCUCGGCACCGCUCGCCGCCGGCAUUGCAGCUUUGGUGCUGCAAUCGAACCAGAAUCUCACCUGGCGCGAUCUGCAGCACAUUGUGGUGCGUACAGCACAUCCGGGGAAUCUUAAGGAUUCCAACUGGGCGCGCAAUGGUGUGGGCCGACGUGUGAGUCACUCAUUUGGCUAUGGUCUCAUGGAUGCCGCCGAAAUGGUGCAGGUGGCAAGGACUUGGAAAACGGUGCCAGAGCAACAGCGUUGCGAGAUCAAUGCUCCUCAUGUGGAUAAGGUCAUUCCGCCACGCACACAUAUCACACUUCAGCUAUCGGUUAAUCAUUGUCGCUCAGUCAAUUAUCUGGAGCAUGUCCAGGCCAAGAUAACGCUGACAUCUCAGAGACGCGGCGAUAUCCAAUUGUAUUUAAAGUCUCCAGCCAACACUAAGGUCACACUGCUCACACCACGAAUUCAUGACAAUUCCCGUUCGGGCUUCAAUCAAUGGCCCUUCAUGUCCGUUCAUACUUGGGGAGAGUCACCACAUGGCAACUGGCAAUUGGAAAUCCACAACGAAGGACGCUAUAUGGGCCAUGCCCUGCUACGGGAAUGGUCAUUGAUAUUCUACGGCACCACGCAAGCCAUCGAUCCCAAUGAUCCGAUCUCAGUGCCGCGCACCACUAGCGCCGAAGCCACCACACCAAACACAAGCAGUAGCAGCACCACCAGCAAUCUUCAUCAGAUUUACUCGCCACAGUAUCCACGCAUUCCACCCAACAACUUGGCCGGUGGAGCCAAGUUGCCACUGGGCAAAUUGCCACCCAAUAAGUCCAGCUUUGUGACCAACAAUCCGCUGCUGAAUCCGAUGCCAGCUCCUCCCAAGCAGGGAUAUCAGCAAAUCUCGGCAACUUAUGGCGUCAUACUGGGCAAGCCAAAUAACAGCAAGGGGAAUAACAAAUCGAAUGGCAAGGCGAAUAAGGCGAACAACAACAACAAGCCAGAAGGUGGCAAUCAAAAGGGACAAGGUGGCAACAAAGGGAAUAAGCAAAAAGAGCAGACCAGCACCAGCACCACGUCCGCCUCCACAGUGGUAUCCAGCACCACAAGCAAAAACAAAUACUACCGCAUAUCCCAACAGCAGCAGCAGCAACAGUCUGGAAAAGCCAAUAAGCAGGACAAGAAUGGUCUGCAAACUGCCAGGCCCAAGGCCAAUUCGGGGGAAAAAUCAUACGACGAGAAGCCACGCAAAGUAACUGGUGAAAUCUCCGCCAGCGGUGGCAAUCGAAGUGGCAACAAUUCACGUCCGGCCCUGAAGGCGGCCAAACAGGUGAAGGAUGGCAACACCGAUUCCCGCAUACCCAAACUCUUCGAGCGUUAUGAGAAGAUACAGGCCAUCUUUCCCGAACUGGAACCCUAUGAGGGUUCGAGCAGCAGUUCGCCAUCCAAGCCCAAGAUGAGCAAUCCGCCUCGCAAACAGGGCAAACAAUUUGAGGUGGAAUUGUUUAAGCCCACCACAGGGGGGAAUAGUAAACCGGGCAACACUAAGAAAUCGCCAUCAGCACCACCGCCGCCCUCGCAGGCCCAGACACAGACUGUGACACAAUCCUUGCCAGCUUUGCCAGCGGGCGGAAGCAGUUUUAUGCCCGAUCAGAAAAUCCUUAAGAAACAGCAACUUCUGAUGGCAGCCGCUGGUGUCAUGACCCCCGUUGAGGUGGUGGAGGAGGAGAUCGAAAACGAAGAGGACGAUGAGGAGGAUGUCGAUGCCAUAUUAGCCCCGCAAUCGCCACCUGAACUAAUACAGGGAGGCAAUAGAAAUGGCGGCAAUGGACCAAAUGCACAAAUAACUCAAUGGGAUAUGAUAUUCUAUGGCACAGAAACGCCAGCUCAACCGGAUGAUCCCCCCAAUGUCGAUAAACCGAAUCAAUUCCCAUAUGGCAAUGAUAUGGCCCACAAUGACAUUGAAUACGAUGCGAGUGGUCAAUGGCGAAAUAUGCAGCAGGUCGGCGAAGUGGGCAUGACACGAGAUCGUAGCAAUACCGCUGCGUGCCUUAAAUGGAGCGAUCAUAAGUGCUUAGAGUGUAAGAAACCUGCAUAUUUCUAUGAAGGACUCUGCUAUGACCAGUGUCCCCAGCACAGUUAUCCCUAUGAAGGCGAAGAGACUGUGGAGGAAACAGAUGAAACCGAUGUGGACGACAAUAGCAGCACAACAAGCCCAGUUUCCCCAUCUUCCAAUACAUCAUUGGCCUCAGAUCACCCGAUUACAGUUGCUUCCGUUUCGAAUAGCAUAAACGACAAGGAGGAUCCUCUGCAGGCGGAGGAUCGACGACGACGUCGAAGCGAUGGCCCUGUGCUAACGCCUUUGGUCCUGGCACAAAGUCACAUAUGUGUUGCGUGUCACAAGAGUUGCCUGGAUUGUUAUGGUCCGCUGGCCACUCAAUGCAGUACCUGUUACCCAGGCAGCCAACUGCGGAAGGAGACCACAAAUGAGACAGUGUGCUAUGCCUAUGUUAUCCGUAGUACCGGCCUGGGCACUGUGGUCGACGUAUCCAAUUUAGAUGGAGAAGCAUCCAAUUCCAAUCUCAUGCACUACAUGAAUUGGACCACAACGCUGCUGGUUGUUGCUGUUGUGAUUGGCUUAGUCGGCGUUGUCUUGGCCGGGGGCAUCGCAUACAAUAGACAUGCGGCGAAGGCAUCAAAUUCCAGUGAUCAACUUUAUACCCGUGUGGCUCUCAUGGCCGAUGAGAGUGAUGAUGACAACGAUGGCGAUGAGGAAAUCUUUAAAACACACAUUUUAGGUCCAUCCAAUGCCCAACUGGACUAUCGAGAUGAAGUGAAAUUGCCAAUAAAGUUGCUGCCAGAGCAAGAAGUUGUUGAAAAUGCAGAAGCAGCAGCAGAAGAUGAAGGAGACGAGUUCACCCAUCUGGUAUCUAAUCAAAAAGAAACCUAGUUAAUCAAAAUAUAUAGUCAUAGUCAUUUUUAAAACACUGAAGAAAUGAAAUCAAAAUCAAAAACUCCAUUAGAUAAAUUUUCAACAAAGUGAUUAGUUCUCUACAUUUAAGUCAUUGUUGGAUUCAAAAUUUCCUGUCUAUACUUAUAAAUUAUCCAUUAAUUAAUAUAUUUAUUAACAGCAUUUAAGCGAUUCAAUUUCUAAACUUGUUUAAAAAAGUAUUAAUGAAGUAAGCAAUCGAUAUUGCAAAAUGUCAUUUAGGAUUGUUGAUAUUUAACACGAUAAAUAUUAUUUAUUAUCGUAAAUCGAGACUUCUACUAACAAAAACUAUCAAACGCAGCUUUCGCGUGGUAGACUUUUGAAAUAUAGACUUCUUUAUAUAUACUUAUAUACGUAUAAACAUAUUUUGAUAACCGUAAAUAAAUUAAGAGCAAACUUGUAA